AUGGACAGCAAUAAAGAUGAUGAUGGACUGCGAAACAGGAUUGCAUUUCCAGGAGUGACGUCCCUGUCUAACAGCCACGCGCAUCCCCACGGCAUCCCCUUGAGAGAGCCCUUUGGGGUUCCCUUCCGCCUGGACCCUUCUUACUGGGAGCAAGGCUACGGCGGGCACUCAGGUCGCAUCUCCUACAUCCCAUUCCCUGGCUACGUGGGCAUCUAUGACUAUUCCUUUGAGCCUGCCUUCAUUCGGAAGAGGAACGAGAGGGAAAGGCAGCGGGUGCGCUGCGUGAACGAGGGCUACACGCGCCUGAGAGAGCACCUGCCCAAGGAGUUUGCUGACAAACGCCUCAGCAAAGUGGAGACCCUGAGGGCUGCAAUAAGCUACAUCAAGCACCUCCAGAGCUUGCUGGACUGCCAUCCCUUAGGGACUAACAGUAAGGAAAAGCUCUCUGCCAAGGAGCUCCCGGAAACUCCCGGUCCUGGUCCCCCGCGGGAGUGCAACAGUGAUGGAGAGUCUAAAACCUCUUCAGCUUCAUCCCCCUACAGUGAGCUUGAGGAGACAGGCAGCUAG
This is a messenger RNA of Calypte anna (Anna's hummingbird), 567 nucleotides long. It is a transcript of the gene ASCL4, whose product is annotated as achaete-scute family bHLH transcription factor 4. The transcript has a single exon. Gene Ontology annotation, molecular function: protein dimerization activity; RNA polymerase II transcription regulatory region sequence-specific DNA binding; DNA-binding transcription factor activity, RNA polymerase II-specific. Gene Ontology annotation, biological process: developmental process; regulation of transcription by RNA polymerase II. The coding region runs from base 1 to 567 and encodes 188 amino acids. The record is from RefSeq and is a predicted model, not a curated record. Lineage: Eukaryota; Metazoa; Chordata; Aves; Apodiformes; Trochilidae.